AUGUCUGCGGCGUCCGAACUCUCGCUCGAGGGCGGCUGUGCUUGCAGAAAUGUCCGUUACCAGGCCUCCGGGGAGCCUCUUAUAGUGCACUGCUGCCACUGCCACUGGUGCCAGCGCGAGUCUGGGUCGGCGUUCGUAAUCAACGCUCUCUAUUCUGCCGAGCGCGUGACGUAUCUAGGCGCCGAUCCGAACCUAGUCGUCACUCCCUCACAAAGCGGCAAGGGACAAACCAUCGCACGAUGUCCGAAGUGCCAUGUGGCGGUGUGGUCGAACUACUCCGGCGGAGGACCGCUUGUAAGGUUCGUCCGCGUGGGAACCCUGGAUGGCCCGCACAGACUUGCACCCGAUGUCCAUAUCUACACUGGGUCUAAGGCGCCGUGGGUUGGGCUGCCGGAAGAGGUGCCUACUUUCACCGAGUUUUACGAUGUGACGAAGAUUUGGGCUCGGGAGGUCGAUGAGAGGAGAUAUGCCGUAUGGUUGAAAAUCCAGGCUGCUCGAGCUUCUCGGGAUGCUGGUUCUAAUGCUUAG
Exophiala aquamarina CBS 119918 is the source of this 528-nucleotide messenger RNA. RefSeq lists its product as uncharacterized. The transcript has a single exon. NCBI's taxonomy places the organism in Eukaryota, Fungi, Ascomycota, Eurotiomycetes, Chaetothyriales, Herpotrichiellaceae. Bases 1 to 528 code for a protein of 175 amino acids. The record is from RefSeq and is a predicted model, not a curated record. Gene Ontology annotation, molecular function: carbon-sulfur lyase activity.